AUGGGAGGUCGAUCAAGUAAGAUACCUAGUAGUAGUGAUGUUCCAACACCCAUCAAAAUGGGUACCUAUUCUCUCUAUGCGGCUGAUUUAAGUUCUUAUGAAGCGGCAUGUGUUGAAGAUCCAAACUUGCAGUCCCUUGAUGCUACCAUUCAGGAGCGCACCAACAGGGUGAUCACCUCACUUGCUAAUGGGAUUGAAGUUCGUUCCAUAUCCAUUGAGUCACUAGGGGAAGUGACUGGUAGUUUGCUUGAAAUGAAUCAGGAUGUUGCCAAAGUCAUUCUAGAAUGCAAGCAAGAUAUAUGGAAUAAAAAGGACAUGGAGUUGUUUUCUUUGGUUGAGGAAUUUUUUGAAAAUAGCCACCAGACAUUGAAUUUCUGCAAUGCUCUUGAUAAAUGCUUGAACCGAGCGCGUGAAAGGCAUGUUAUGGUGAAGUCUGCAAUUACUUGUUUUGAGGAAGAGGUGCAAAAUGGGGUUGACGGGUCCACUUAUUUGAAGACAUUGCAAGAGCUUAAGGGUUUCAAGGAAGCCGGGGACCCCUUCACAGAAGAGUUUUAUUCCUUGUUUCAAUCAGUUUAUGAAAAGCAAGCAUCAAUGCUGAAGAAACUGCAAAUCAGAAAGCAAAAGCUUGAUAGGAAAUUGAAGUCCCUCAAGACACUAAAGAGGGUAUCGAAUGCCAUUUUUGUUGCUGCUUUUGUGUCAGUUUUAAUUUUCUCAGUGGUGGCAGCUGCGAUUGCUGCGCCACCUGUUGUAACUGCUCUGGCUAGUGCUUUGACUGUUCCUGUAGGCUCAGUGGGGAAAUGGUGUAACUCACUUUUUAAGCGAUAUGAGGCAGCGUUGAAGGGCCAAAGAGAAUUAAUCAGUUCUAUGCAGUUUGGUAGUUACAUAACAUUGGUUGACUUGAGCAACAUUCGGGUGCGCAUUGACCAAUUGGAAAUAAAGAUUGAAUCCAUGUUGCAGAGUGCUGAUUUUGCUCUGAGAAAUGAGGAGGGUGUAAGGUUUGCGAUUGAUGAGAUUAAGAAGAAUAUAGACGCUUUUGCAGAGACCAUUGAGGCUUUGAGUAAGCAAGCUGAUGAAUGUAGUCGGCAGAUAAGGAGAGCAAGGACAGUGAUUCUGAAAAAGAUUAUUAAUUACUCUAGUUGA
Molecule: messenger RNA, 1140 nt
Organism: Sphenostylis stenocarpa
Lineage: Eukaryota; Viridiplantae; Streptophyta; Magnoliopsida; Fabales; Fabaceae
Source: the annotation of a GenBank genome assembly